Molecule: messenger RNA, 477 nt
Organism: Rotaria socialis
Lineage: Eukaryota; Metazoa; Rotifera; Eurotatoria; Philodinida; Philodinidae
Source: the annotation of a GenBank genome assembly
AUGCUACUAGUUGCUUUUUUAUAUCAUUCUGCUCUUGUGAAUAGUAAGCCAAUCAUUCCAAUCAAAGAUUAUAAUGUGAAAAGGAAAGUAAUAUAUACACCGGAUGCGCCAGUACCUGUAGCACCAUUUAAUCAAGCUAUUCAAAUAAAUUAUAUGUUAUAUCUCGCUGGACAAAUUGGCAUAGAUCCAAAAACUGGUCAUAUGAUAUCAGAUAAUGUUUCCAGUCAGACGUAUCAAGUGUUGAAAAACCUAGCCGCAGUGUUACAUGCUGCUGAAUCUUCAGUUGAUCAAUUAGCUCAUUGUCUUAUUAUGCUUACAAAUAUUGAAGAAGAUUAUAAAAUAGUUAAUCAAAUUUAUUCACAAUGGUUCAAAUCACCUGAAUUUUAUCCUGCAAGAUCAUCAAUCGGUGUCGUCAAAUUGCCAUUUGGUGCCAAAGUAGCGAUUGAAUGUCAAGCGUAUACAACUAAAGAAACCUAA